This is a messenger RNA of Acanthaster planci (crown-of-thorns starfish), 3442 nucleotides long. Its product is annotated as nociceptin receptor-like. The record is from RefSeq and is a predicted model, not a curated record. NCBI's taxonomy places the organism in Eukaryota, Metazoa, Echinodermata, Asteroidea, Valvatida, Acanthasteridae.
AAAAAAAUGGCAAAAUUGUCCAAAAUUGGUGUUCUUCAGACACAAACAACACCACACACAAAAGACACACAGCACUGAGAAGUACAGUUUAAAAGGUAACAUAAUGCAACAGGAAAUGUUUAGUUACACUUAAGCUGACUAGGUCAAAUUAGUUAUGAUUCCCUACAUGUAUACUAGCAGUCGGCACUUAUUGCAGAUGUUUCUAAAGUUUUACAAUCAUUGGGCCAAAGCAAUUGUGUCAUUUUAUCAAGCAAAGGUCACAGGCUACGCACAACUUUGUCUAUAAAGAACAAAACAGUCAAAAGAAGAAUUGUACCUGCUAAUUUCACCAUUCACAGCCAUCAUGUUCAAGGAAGUUUUUAUUUGUUCUCAUUUAAAAACUCUCUGGUGACCGCCAACUUUUCUGUGUGCAUUUAACGUCUUAGAUUACAACAAGGUACAAGUAUACUGUAUCUCCAAAGAAUAAGUAACGAUCUCAAAAAGCAUGCAUUCUGUUUGGUCUCCAACAGCAAGAUUACUCCAAUGACUCAGUUUGAGUGACCUCUACUCAACUACAGGGGUGGGAGGAUAUGUUGUACCAACUAUUACCAUGUCUCACAAAAGCCGUACGCUCACGUUUUUAGACCUGAAGAUCGGUGCGAUUUUUCAAACAUGCAUCUACAUUGUAUGCUUCGUGAGACAAACGUGACUGAUAUCUAUUUAUAACUUCCAACUCAUAGGUGUUUCUAUUUUUGAGAUGGAGACCAGCCAACUCACAGAGCACUGCUUGACUGGCCUACAUUUGUUUUAAUAUAAUCUUGCAGAGACUUAGUACCCACUGGCUGUGGGAAGCAUCCUCUUUUGUUGGCACCCCUUCAGCAGAAUGAAAGCACUUCUCUUGAGCCAUCUAAUUGGCUGAUACGCAGCAUGUGCAACUUUGAGAAUGAAACACUGUGUUAAAGGAGGGAUGUUCCUUUGAGUAAUCUAAUAAGACAGACUGAUGGGAACAGGAAGUGAUACAUGUUGUCGUGGUGAUGGUAAGGAGCACCUGACAUGAAGUAGCGGACAUGUGACUCUGAUCUGUCGAGGAUGGAAAUCCCUAAGUAAAAAAUUUAUAAAUAACCCCAGCAAAGGGUUUUAUCCAAAGUUGGAACAACGCCUUGUGCAAUGAAAAAUUGGAAAAAGGGACAAGUUUUAGAAAAACACCCAUCUCCAGCAUGCUCGAUAACAUGCAUUCAGGAUGCUGAGAGUCCAUGUACACCAUGCAAGGGCUAAAUCCACAAAUGCUGCAUUUCCGCAUGUUAUGCCGGCCUACAUUUCCUUUUUCUUUGGCAAUUAAUCAAACACCAGAUAGUAAGCUACCAGUACCCAAUGCCACAAACUCACACACUUUACUGGUGUUGAAUUCUGUGUAGUAAGAAAAGGUAAGUUCAUGUUACAAACCAAUGAGCAACAUAACCUUUCUAAAAUUAUUUUCAACAAGCAAAUUUUAAUUUUGCAAGUUCAUUUCAAAGCAUGAAAUAACAGUCUCUUCCCUGACGGAUGCCACGGUAACAGCAUCCCAUGUUAUCCACACUUGGAUAACUUUAAAUGUUUAAUGCUACAUGUAUAUCAAAUACAAGUAUGUGUAGUUUUCAUGUAUACAUGUACAUUUGCAUAUACAAAUACGUGUAACUGCAGAAGGGGAGAGGCAAUAUCCAUUGCUUACAGCCAUCAAAACAGGACAAAGCUAAGAAAAUGCAAUGUGGGUUACAUUUCCCAGCUAUAACCUUCUGUAAUUUCCCAAAUCCUUGACUGGGAAAAAUGUUUUAAGGGUUUUAUUCUGAAGCACAAUAAGCAUUGCACAUUCAUGCCUCACGUUUCCUGUUUUGUGUAAACCGGUGACUUCAUGGAAAUUGAGAGGAAAAAACAUGUACGAUCAGAUCCACACAACACAAAGAUCAAUCUUUUCUCUUUGAAAACAAGGAAAAUCCAGGCAUUAUAUUUACUCCAGCUGCAUUUCAUCAGAAAGUUUCAAUAAAUUUGGUAAACCACAAGAGUACAUGUAGGAAUGCUAUAAAAGAACGAUAGUCCACUACGCUGAGGUUACUUCUCUCCGAUCAGUGUAAAUGUUUUCUACAAUGGCCCCAAGUACCACAUCUGACAGUGAUCCCACAGGAGAUGCUGGUGAUGCAUCUUUCACGCUGUGGCAAACCAGAGAUGUUUUACGAGUCAUCAUUGCCUGCCUGGCUGUGCUCAGUAACAGCAUGGUGAUCAUUGUUAUACGGUUGCGGCAUCACAUGUUCCGUUCCUUCACCAAUCAUCUCAUCUGGCAUCAGGCUGCCAUUGAUGCUGGGUCAGGUGUGGUGCUUCUCCUUUAUACUAUUGGCAAAAAAAUUCCAGCGAUAUCCGUUCUGAAUCAAUCCUCAGAAUCAAGUCGCCGUGAUCAGCUGGUGUGCCAUUUUGUCUACUCAGAGGUCUUUCUCUGGUAUUUUGAAGUGGCCUCUACCUACAAUCUUGUCAUCAUUUCCCUGGAACGACUUGUUGCCAUCUGUCACCCAGUCAGGCAUCGUAACUCCUGGACCCGCGAUAAACAUAAGUUUGCCAUAGUCGCAGCCUGGAGUAUAGCCUUUGUCUAUGGCUUGCCUAUUGCCUUCUUUUUUGAGCCACAUCAAGGUUCUUGCCGUGCAGUGGACUUACAGCUCGGGGUGCAGAUUUUGGUCGGUGUAAUGAGUGUGACAAUCGAGUAUCUCUUCCCUCUAUCUAUCAUGAUAUAUGCAUACACCAGAAUACUCAUCACAUUGACCAAAAAAAUCAACAACUCUGCAGACCGCCAACACAACACGCUGACCAAAGCAAAGAAGAACGUUCUUGUCACAGUCCUACUAGCUAGCAUUAUGUUCGUCAUCUGCUGGACACCAGUCGAAGUUGACCACAUAGAUGAGCUUUUCUUUGCCAACAGCUUUGGUCAAACAACCUACGACAUCCUCACUGCAUUGCUGGCUUGCAAUAUGAUUGCCAAUCCGAUCAUUUACUGCUUUAAGUACGAGCAUUUCCGGUCGCAGCUCAGGUAUCUUCUGAAGAAGCCAAUUCGAAGGAAUCCAGAGAGCCCUGAGCAGCACAUGAGCCUUUCCAUCACAGCCAGGGAACUAUAAUAUGCCCCAAGUUCGCAAUGAUUACAUCAAACCUGUACCUCAUGAAUAACGGGCAUACAUGUACAUGUAGAGUCAGCCUACAGCAUAUUCUUUGCUUUGUGCCUACAGGACUACCUUAUAUGGGCAUCCAUCACAAGGUAGCCAUCUCAGUACCAUGGGCUACAGUUUGUUUUGCUUUUCAAGUUACUGCUGAUACAAUAAAAACCUACAAUGUAAAUAAGAAAUGAAGGAAAACGGAUGAAACUAACAUUCACACAUUCCUAAUGGUAAAAAUGCAUCAAAUGACCGCGUAUAUCCCUAUGUACAUACAUGUACAUGUAUUAAUUGAU